This is a messenger RNA of Sceloporus undulatus (fence lizard), 888 nucleotides long. RefSeq names its product carcinoembryonic antigen-related cell adhesion molecule 4-like. The transcript is spliced from 4 exons. The coding region runs from base 16 to 747 and encodes 243 amino acids. NCBI's taxonomy places the organism in Eukaryota, Metazoa, Chordata, Lepidosauria, Squamata, Phrynosomatidae. The record is from RefSeq and is a predicted model, not a curated record.
UCCUGGGAUGGAUGGAUGGGUGGUGAGAAGCUGGACUCCACUGGUGGCAGAGGGACCAGGGCAUCUCUACUGGGCACCAGAAGGCCACCCAGAAGAUCAGUGGGCAAGGUCCUUCCAUUUCUUAGAGUGGAAGGGGCCUCAUGUGGGCAAUGGGCACAUCAUGCGCUCUUCCUGGGCAUGGCAGGGCAUGGCAGGGCAUGGCAGAUGCUGCCACUAAUAGCCUUCCUCUUGAGCUCUUGCCUCCAGUUGUCCCAGAGCCAUGGUGGGCAUGAAAUCGGAGUCACGUUGGACCCACCAGAACCUGUCGCAGGGCAGAACAUCACCCUCACCCCCGGAGGAUACUUGGAAGGCAUUGGCAUCUGUUUUUGGUUACGAGGAGGAGGAGAUGAGGAGCACCGGAUCCUCACUUACUUCCCUCCUCCAGUCUUUGUACAAGAAGACGGACCGGCCAACACCGGGCGAGAAACGGCAGGCAAAGACUGUUCACUGCACAUCCGAGAGCUGAAGGCGGCCGACACCGGGAACUACACCAUCUUGAAGAAUAAGCUCCGGGGGUCCGGUGACCCUCAAAAGGGCCACGUAUACCUCUUUGUCCCAGAAAACACAGGCAAUCCAGAAACGAAAAAGGUUGAUGGUGUCCCUUCAGGCUUCAUUGCAGGGACUGCGGCUGGCUCUUUCCUGGGUUUGAUGUUCUCGGGAAGUUUGGUUUAUUACGGACUCUUCAGCGUAUCUUCCUUGUGGUGCUAGAGAGAGAUCAUCCCAGUCCAUAAUACUGGCAUCUGAGUUUGGAGCUUAAACUCAAGAGGAUGAGUCCUUGGCAUCAGUCAGACACUUUUGUUUUGUGCCAAAAGUGCAGAAGGAGACAGCAACAAAUAUAUCUGGAAAACA